Branchiostoma floridae (Florida lancelet) is the source of this 2810-nucleotide messenger RNA. Its product is annotated as developmentally-regulated GTP-binding protein 2-like. NCBI's taxonomy places the organism in Eukaryota, Metazoa, Chordata, Leptocardii, Amphioxiformes, Branchiostomatidae. Gene Ontology annotation, molecular function: GTP binding; GTPase activity. Gene Ontology annotation, biological process: cytoplasmic translation. The coding region runs from base 235 to 1329 and encodes 364 amino acids. The record is from RefSeq and is a predicted model, not a curated record. Gene Ontology annotation, cellular component: cytoplasm. The transcript has 16 exons.
UUAGCAUACUAGUGACUGCUCAAUAUCAGACGAUGAGCUAAUCGCUACCAGCUGCAGUAACUUUACAGUUUCAGCAGGAAAAAAGAAAGUAGCGGACGUCGUUGCAGCUUCAGGUACCUUUGUGAACGUUGGAGAAAGGUAGCGGCCGCCAGUUUUAACAGUUUCAUCGAAAUUCAUCACCAACUUCUAAAGAGAGUACAUGUACACUGUCCAGCGUUACACAAAUCGGAAGGCAUGGGUAUUCUGGAAAAAAUAGCGGAAAUUGAGCGGGAGAUAGCGAGGACUCAAAAAAACAAAGCUACAGAGUACCACCUCGGUCUGCUGAAAGCAAAACUAGCAAAGUAUCGACAACAGUUGUUGGAACCAACAACAAAGGCAGGAGCAAAAGGAGAAGGCUUUGAUGUGAUGAAAUCUGGUGAUGCCAGGGUGGCUCUGAUUGGUUUUCCAUCAGUUGGUAAAUCCACACUGCUUAACACUCUCACAGCCACCCACAGUGAGUCUGCUUCCUACGAGUUCACCACCCUGACAUGUAUACCAGGAGUCAUACAGUAUAAUGGUGCCAACAUCCAGCUUCUAGAUCUGCCAGGGAUUAUUGAGGGUGCUUCCCAAGGUAAAGGUCGUGGCCGGCAGGUCAUAGCAGUGGCUCGUACAGCUGAUCUCGUCAUCAUUAUGUUGGAUGCCAUGAAAGGUGAUGUACAAAGGUCUCUACUGGAAAAGGAACUAGAGAGUGUUGGCAUCAGAUUGAACAAGAAGAGACCAAACAUCUAUUUUAAGUUGAAGAAAGGAGGAGGGGUAUCCUUUAACUCCAUGUGCCCCCUCACACAUUGCAGUGAGAAGCUGGUACAGAUGAUUCUACAUGAGUACAAGAUUUUUAACUGUGAGGUCUUGUUUCGAGAAGACUGCACUGCCGAUGAGUUUAUUGAUGUCAUCUGUGGGAAUAGAGUCUACCUUCCGUGCCUUUAUGUCUACAACAAGAUCGAUCAAAUAUCUAUAGAAGAAGUAGACAGAAUUGCGCACCAGCCAUAUUCUGUUGUAAUAAGCUGUGAGAUGAAGCUGAAUCUGGACUACCUGCUGGAGAAGGUGUGGGAACAUCUGGCACUCAUCAUCGUCUAUACCAAGAGAAGGGGAUGUUCCCCUGACUUUGGUGAUGGCAUCAUCAUGAGGAGAAGCUGCUCUGUGGAGCACGUGUGUCACUCCAUACACAGACAGUUGAAGUCUCAGUUCAAAUAUGCACUUGUGUGGGGCACUAGUGUGAAGUACAGCCCCCAGAGAGUUGGUCUGCAGCAUGUCAUGUGCCAUGAAGAUGUCAUCCAAGUCAUGAAGAAAUGAUGGCCACUGGACACUGUGAUGUUCUGCAUGUUUUUUCAGCAUAAAAACAUUUAUUACCUUAGCUUUAUGCUAUUGUGACUUGAUUAUACCUUUUGAUGAUCUGUUUUUUCAACUUUUUCCCCUGAAAGUAGCAUGGAAAACUUUGACAUUUUGAUGAAAGUAGGAAGCGAGGUAAGAACCUUGGUUAAUGUCUGGAGCUGCCAGGAAAGUUUCUAAGAUGUGUAGUCACGUACAAUUGCAUUAUAUUAAUAUUAUGAUGAUCUGGUGGAUCAUGUUUGGGCCUAAAUUUGAAAAAUUGCAGCUUUUGUUGUGUUUCUUUUGUUUUGCCCAGCGGAGGAUGUUUUUCAAAUUUGUUUUCACUUUCAUCUGGAAGUCACAGGCACUAUUACUAGGCUAAAUGCCCUCAGGCCUUUUGUUUAUGUCAGGCCUUUUUUCAUGUCAGGCAUUUUUUUUUUCAUUUUGUUCCUUUGGAUUUUUGGGAUUUUCUGUCCAAAGAUUUUAUGUAUUAAGAUUAAGAUUAAAAGCUGAGUUCACACAUUUUAUAGAAAACCCAAGCAAAAAUAAACUUUGUAUAUUCACUGUAUACAAAUGGAUAUACGGUAACUGGUACUAAAUAAGUCAGAGGUGCAUUACAGACAGAAAACCUGUGUUUGCAAUGUUUUUGUGGAGAGGUCACCAUGAAAAAUGCAAACAUAAACAUCUGCAAAUAUUUGAAAUUAACAGUAAAUGAAGGCAGAAAACCAGUACUUGGCUGCUUUAUACUUCAUAGAUCAUAGAUUAGUUACUAUAUAUAUGAUGUUUGGAGUUCCAGUUGAAUAAAUGUAUAAUUAAGUUUCACAUGUCAACAUGCAACACCCCUCAAUACAUGUAUUCUUACCUUUGCCAUGUUCUGAUUCCAUAGUAGUAAAUCACUAAAUGACAGGAAUUUGAUACCUGCGACAGUUGGAAGAUAAUUCACAUCGAACAACAGCAAACAUAAGCGAUGCUAAUUCAGGCUCAAACAGCACAACCUGGAACUUGCCAUGCUAAUGGUUGAAUUAUACAUUUUGCAUUCGAUAGAGUACAAAGGGUGACAUACACAUGUAUACUCAAAAUGCUUAAUUAACUAGAUAUGCUAGAUUUGAUACCAAUAAGUGCAGGACCACUAUAGGACAUGUAUUCCUCAUUCAUGUACUAUGUUAUUAUUGGGGGUCCCAGUAAUAUCUUCAGUGGUACAAAAUCUGCUGUAGAUAUUUUUUCACCAAAUAAGCAUGUUCACCGUUCCGCUUGCAGCAACAGAAAUUGUUGGUCAUGUCAAACUCAAUAGAUCUUGUCUUGACCAUUGGCUUGAUUUGUACAACAAUGUCCAGGGGCCUAAACCUUUGACAUAAUACCCACAAUUCCUAUUGCUGCACAUGCAUGGGAACGCAGAUUCUGUAAACGUGCAUAUAGGUUGUCACUCCACACUAUGCAGAUACAAAAUAUAACUGGCUUUCAUAGAA